Messenger RNA from Letharia lupina, 1554 nucleotides. RefSeq lists its product as uncharacterized. Gene Ontology annotation, biological process: L-serine catabolic process; tetrahydrofolate interconversion; folic acid metabolic process. NCBI's taxonomy places the organism in Eukaryota, Fungi, Ascomycota, Lecanoromycetes, Lecanorales, Parmeliaceae. The record is from RefSeq and is a predicted model, not a curated record. The transcript is spliced from 5 exons. Bases 1 to 1554 code for a protein of 517 amino acids. Gene Ontology annotation, cellular component: cytoplasm. Gene Ontology annotation, molecular function: zinc ion binding; glycine hydroxymethyltransferase activity; cobalt ion binding.
AUGUUCAAUAUGAACAUGUCUUCCCUGGGCUCCCAGCAGUGGCAAUGGCUGUCGAGGCGAGGAACGGCCUCUAUGAGUUUGGAAGGUCAGCACAAGCUAUUGGCUGCAAAUCUGGAAGAAGCAGACCCUGCUGUUUAUGAAAUACUUCAAAGGGAGAAAAGACGGCAGAAACACUUCAUCAACCUCAUACCCUCCGAAAACUUCACUUCACAAGCAGUUCUCGAUGCCUUGGGCAGUAUCAUGCAAAGGGCCCGAUACUAUGGCGGUAAUGAGCACAUAGACGAGUCAGAGAGACUUUGCCAACAAAGAGCUUUGGAGACGUUUGGCCUAAGCGAGGAAGAAUGGGGAGUCAAUGUGCAACGUACGCUCUUGAGCGGACUUGACGUGCGUGCCUUGCUAACGUGCGAAUCAAUAGCCCUCUCUGGAUCACCCGCAAAUCUUUAUGCCUACUCUGCUCUUCUUAAUUCGCAUGAUCGAAUCAUGGGUCUUGAUCUCCCUCACGGCGGACAUCUGUCUCACGGAUACCAGACUCCCACCAAGAAGAUAUCCGCGAUCUCAAAGUAUUUCGAGACCCUACCUUAUAGACUUGACGAGUCGACGGGUCUUAUCGACUACCAGAAGCUCGAAGAGCUGGCGAUGCUGUACCGCCCAAGAAUCAUCAUCGCCGGUACUUCAGCGUAUAGCAGACUUAUCGAAUAUGCACAGAUGAGAGAGAUUGCAGAAAAGGUGGGGGCAUAUCUGCUUAGCGACAUGGCUCAUAUAUCAGGCCUUGUGGCCGGAGGUGUCAUUCCUUCUCCAUUCCCCCACUCAGACGUCGUCACUACUACUACCCACAAGUCGCUGAGAGGUCCGAGAGGGGCCAUGAUAUUCUUCCGCAAGGGCGUCCGUAGACAGGAUAAGAAAGGCCACCCAGAGAUGUACGACCUCGAAGGUCCAAUCAAUGCUUCGGUCUUUCCAGGUCACCAGGGCGGGCCUCAUAACCACACCAUCACAGCUCUUUCAGUUGCUCUACAUCAGGCGCAGAGCCGCGAGUUUAAGGACUAUCAGAAAACCGUGUUGUUGAACGCAAAGGCUCUGGCCGAGCGCUUGGGCAAUUCUAAGGAGAAGGGCGGUCUAGGAUAUAGUGUUGUCUCGGGAGGCACUGAUAAUCACUUGGUGCUCGUCGACCUCAAGAACAAAGGCGUAGAUGGAGCCCGUGUAGAACGUGUGCUUGAGCUCGUGGGCGUUGCCAGCAACAAGAACACUGUACCGGGCGACAAGUCAGCUAUGAAACCAGGCGGACUGCGAAUGGGCUCACCUGCUAUGACCACCCGAGGAUUGUUGCCGGACGAUUUUACAAGAGUUGCUGAAAUUGUUGAUCGUGCUGUAACAAUAACGCAGCAUCUGGACAAAAAGGCCAAGGACGAGUCUGAGGCGAAGGGACGGAAGAAUCCUGGAAGCGUGAAAGCCUUCGUGGAAUUCCUUGGUGAUGGCAAUGAAGUGCGGGAGGUUGUUGAGCUGAGGAGGGAAGUUGAAGAGUGGGUUGGCACUUUCUCACUGCCUUGGAUUAAAUGA